GGAGAGUUAGUACCUACAUCAUGAAAUUCGUGGUUUUGACCAUCGCCGCUCUGGCAGUAGCUGUUCAGGCAAAACCCUUCGGCCCUAUGAUGGGUAUGAUGGGCGGUAUGGGAGGUAUGGGGUCUGGUGGAUACAUGGGAGGUUCAAACUUCGGCUCAGGAGGUGGUGGCGGAUACAACAAUGGUGGCUACGGAAUGGGAGGCAGCCAAGGAGGCUUCAGUACUGGCCAUCAAGAUUCUAGUUUUAGCCAGAUCACCAAUGCUCACACAUCAUCAGGCCACGCGACUGGAGGCGGAUCCAACUUUGGUAUGGGCGGUGGUGGACAAUCAGGCUUUGGUCAAUAUGGCCAGGGUGGCAGCCAAUUCGGAGCUGGAGGAGGUGGCUUCAACAACGGCUUCUACGGUUGAAGAUGAAAAAGAUUUGUACCAAUGAAUUGUGAUGAUUAUGCGGUUUC
Messenger RNA from Pectinophora gossypiella (pink bollworm), 454 nucleotides. RefSeq names its product keratin, type II cytoskeletal 1-like. Lineage: Eukaryota; Metazoa; Arthropoda; Insecta; Lepidoptera; Gelechiidae. The transcript is spliced from 3 exons. The coding region runs from base 21 to 407 and encodes 128 amino acids. The record is from RefSeq and is a predicted model, not a curated record.